CUGUGGGGUGCCCACUAACUGAAGCUAUUUUAUACACGGAUUCAAUCGAGAGGUUGAGAUUCAUCUUAUGCAUCCAAAUGUAGUAACCUUUGGUGUGAGUUUCUGUUGAAACUGUUGAAAAUAAGAAAUUCUUACCAUGGCUCGAGGAGUUCCACCUUGGUAUCAUGGCAAGAUUUCAGCCGAUGAAGCGACAAAGAUUUUGGUAAAAUUCGGGCAACCGAGUGCCUUUCUACUCCGUGAUAGCCAGUACUCAGAGGCAACAUUUACUUUAUCUGUAACUGGUCCUCGACAAGAAAGAGAUGGCAAAUUCAACAUCCAGCACUACAGAAUACUAAAGAAGACCAAUAACAGAUCGCAGUGGGAUAUACUCAGUUUUCCUUCUCGUAACGAACUACGUGAUUGCAUGCUACAACAAGCACCCGAAUCUCGAUUAAAGCUUGUUACUCCAGUUGAAAAGCCAUUGAUUGAGAAAUGGGAUUCCACUGACAAGCACUGGCGUGAUCGCAUAACAUUAUGCGAUGCAGACAGAGAUGUUAAGGAAGAAGUACCUGUGGAAACAAAAAAAAAACCAAGAAAAAGAACUGGGAUGCUCAAUUGCAUUCGUCAAUUGUUUUGCUCGUCUCACGAUCACACAGAGGACGAAGAUGACCAUAUUUACGCCACUAUUGAUGAUUUAACUCCAUCACAAGGCGGAAUUGAUGGCACUAAUAGACGGUUUGUGCCUACUUCACAAUGUAAUAAUUCUCAGAAAACGAAUGACCGUAGCAAUAUUCAGCCCAGAUCCAAUUCACAAGACAGUUAUUUGACAGUACAUGACAGCAAGCAGACGGAGACUGUCCCUACUUCAACAGACGGUAAUUCAGCAUUGGAUGACCCAAACUAUAAUGUGCCCAGAUCCAAUUCACAAAACAGUUAUUUGACAGUACAUGACAGCAAGCAUACGGAGACUGUCCCUACUUCAACAGACGGCAAUGCAGCAUUAGAUGACCCAAACUAUAUUCAGCCCAUAUCCAAUUCACAAAACAGUUAUUUGACAGUACAUGACAGCAAGCAGACGGAGACUGUCCCUACUUCAACAGACGGUAAUGCAGCAUUGGAUGACCCAAACUAUAUUCAGCCCAUAUAGACAAAGACGAAAAGACAAAGACGAAAGCGAUGAGUACGCAAGCCCCACGGCACUUGGCCAAUACAAAACGGCGAACAACGAUGAGAAUGCCAUCUAUCAGUCUCCUACUUCUAACAAGAAGCUACUAAAUGGUAGAGGAACACAAGUGGACAAUCCUGAA
This is a messenger RNA of Xenia sp. Carnegie-2017, 1286 nucleotides long. RefSeq lists its product as uncharacterized. NCBI's taxonomy places the organism in Eukaryota, Metazoa, Cnidaria, Anthozoa, Malacalcyonacea, Xeniidae. Bases 137 to 1126 code for a protein of 329 amino acids. The transcript is spliced from 6 exons. The record is from RefSeq and is a predicted model, not a curated record.